AUGGGGCUGUGGGUGUGCAGAGUAUCCCUGGGGGGACGUCUCCCUGCCCCAGGCUCGCUGCGUCCUGCCUCUGGGGCAGAGGAGCCCUGUCCCAGCCCCAGCCUGGCUCUGUGGGCUCAGGGUGCUGUCCCUGCAGUGUUCCUGAUGACCUGCAAGCCCCCCCUGUACAUGGGCCCUGAGUACAUCAAGUACUUCAGCGACAAGACCAUCGAUGAGGAGCUGGAGAGGGACAAGCGGGUGACGUGGAUCGUGGAGUUCUUCGCCAACUGGUCCAGUGAGUGCCAGUCCUUCGCCCCCAUCUUCGCCGACCUCUCUCUCAAGUACAAUUGCCAGGGGCUGCAGUUUGGGAAGGUGGACGUGGGCCGGUACACGGACGUCAGCACCAGGUACAAGGUCAGCACCUCGCCCCUCACCAAGCAGCUGCCCACCCUCAUCCUGUUCCAGGGGGGCACGGAGAUCAUGCGGCGGCCGCAGAUCGACAAGAAGGGCCGGGCCGUGUCCUGGACCUUCUCAGAGGAGAACGUGAUCCGGGAGUUCAACCUCAACGAGCUCUACCAGAAGGCCAAGAAGCAGUCGAAGCCGCGGGAGGAGGGGCCCGAGGAGGCCCCGCCCGCGCCCGCAGCUGCCGGGCACCCCGAGGGGGAGACCAAGAAGGACAAGUAGAAGCUGCCCUGCGCUGUCGCCCAUCACGACGCCGCCAUCACCCUGGUGGCACCGGCCUCGCCCGGCCCUGCCCGGCGCCGCUCUCCGUGGGGGCCGGUCCCGGCCGAGCCCCGGGAGAGUGGCAGGGCCCCCCCGGCCCGGUGCAGGCAGGGCGGUAGGAGGGGCCCCGCCUCGGUUGUAACGCUCGCUCUCUCUCAUCGCUGACAAUAAACGGUCCAUGCGGUGCCCGUG
Corapipo altera (White-ruffed manakin) is the source of this 894-nucleotide messenger RNA. It is a transcript of the gene TMX2, whose product is annotated as thioredoxin related transmembrane protein 2. The record is from RefSeq and is a predicted model, not a curated record. The coding region runs from base 1 to 663 and encodes 220 amino acids. Lineage: Eukaryota; Metazoa; Chordata; Aves; Passeriformes; Pipridae. The transcript is spliced from 5 exons. Gene Ontology annotation, cellular component: membrane-bounded organelle. Gene Ontology annotation, biological process: brain development. Gene Ontology annotation, molecular function: disulfide oxidoreductase activity.